This is a messenger RNA of Pungitius pungitius (ninespine stickleback), 9258 nucleotides long. It is a transcript of the gene sbno2b, whose product is annotated as strawberry notch homolog 2b. Gene Ontology annotation, molecular function: chromatin DNA binding; histone binding. The coding region runs from base 1362 to 6161 and encodes 1599 amino acids. Gene Ontology annotation, biological process: regulation of DNA-templated transcription. The transcript is spliced from 32 exons. The record is from RefSeq and is a predicted model, not a curated record. NCBI's taxonomy places the organism in Eukaryota, Metazoa, Chordata, Actinopteri, Perciformes, Gasterosteidae. Gene Ontology annotation, cellular component: nucleus.
GUGGCUCGAGAAUAUUGUGGAGGAAAAUUAAAAAAAAAAGAGAAGAAGAAGAAGAAGGCGAGCGACACAUCGGCGGCUGCCGCUGCAAUAAGAUGCGUUCAGAGCAGCCUCUCCUAGGCGCGCACGUUUUUAACGACGGGGUACGCCGGUUCUCGGGUGGUUUUCUCGGUUUGGCGUUAUCGUAGGCAACGAUACCGUUAAACUUAGGCGUUAGUUGAGACCAAUGGAAGUCGGGCCUGUCGUAAUAAAUUAACAAAGACGCGGUGAUGGAAACGUCGGCAUUGCUAUGCCUCCGUCCAGAAAGGCCAGCAGCUAUUCAAGCUAGCUGGUUACUACGUAGCUAGCUAGUAAUAAGCUAACGUUAAUCCUUCGAUGAUGGUUAACCUCCGAGUUACGUCGUGGCUCAUCAAACUGUUUGUUCUAACGCUGCUUUGAACAAAACACACACUGGUUUAGGUGCUGAAUUAACAAACUAUUUUAUUGACAGCUUCAUAAACUAAUUUAAGCUCUUCGGCGCAUUGACUAACGUUAGUUUGGCAGCGACGUUAAUCCAAUAACAUUGGCAGCACAAAACGAGCAUACCCACAGUCAAAAAAAAGACUUUGAGCUAUGCUAGCCGAGCUAGCACAAUUGGCUUUCCAAAGUAUGCCUUCUAUUUAAAGCCACGGUCGUGUGUUUCUAUAUUUUUUCCCCUUCCGUGAUUAUUUCCCGACAUAUAUAUUGAGUCGGGGAUUUCGGGAAAGCUUCACAGCUGACAUUAGCUUUCUUGCUAGCGCUUGUUCAAUGCACCCUUCGGCUCGUCGGUGGGUAAGCUAACAUUAGUAGUAACGCCGUAACGGAGAGCUGCCUUUUCUUUGUGUUGUGCCAAGACUGCUGUCCGUCUGUAAAACACCCCACAUUUCAGCCGAGUACGACCUCGGUCGUGUGUAAACGGGGGUUCCCCCCCCCCCCCAAAACACCGCGUAAACGAUGCACACUUUUAAUGCGUAAACACAAACACGCCAGGGUGAGAUUCGGUAUCGGUGGUUGUUUUGCAGUAAAGGUCAAUGGACGUUAACGUGCCAGUACCGCUUCACUAUCAUUCAGUACAUUGAGUUAGUGGGAAGUGGACGUGGUACUCGACAAGCUAACGUUGCGUUAAUAUUAGAAAUAUAGCGACGUUAAAAACCAGUGACGUUAGUAGUUGUCGGAUAUAAUAAGGUAGUAACCGACUGGUCGGAUACGCAGCCACCGGUGUAACGUGAACGGUCAUGGAAACCAUUCGCACUUGUUAGAACGACGUACUAUCUGGGACAUAAGGGGGCGGUCGGAGGGUACGUACGCCUAAAUCAGCUGGUGGUCAUGUGUGACGCUGUGGUCUGAUGCCCACCCUCCCCUCAGCGCUGGCCAUGGACGUGGACGGGGACAGCUACCUGCAUCCAGAAGGCCCUCAGCUAGACAGCAGCUUGUUCUCUGUGGCCCCCACCAACAUGGAGGGUUCAAUAUACGCCUCCUCUGGUUCCUGGGGAUCCUACUCUCAGCAGCCUGGAUACAGCAUACUCUGCCCUAUGCAAUCUGGAAACCAGCAAUACCACUUGAACAGCAGCACUACCACCCCCGCUCCGGAUGAGCACAUGGACGCGUACUCGGGAUUCUCCGACGUGGACUUUUCCAGCCUCGGCCUCCCCGCCAAUGGAGACUUCCACCAGGACCUGUCCUGCAUCGAUGACCUCUCCACAAACUCCCUGUUCUCGUCGCCGGCCGACUCGCUGUCGGAGUACGCCGACGCGCAGUCCCUCAUCAGCCCCGACAACCUGAACCCGGUGCUCACCCUGAGGGACGUCAACACUAGCGCCGCCCCCGCCGCCGCCACCGCCGCACCAGCACAGAGGCAGCUAGAGCUGAAUGGCACCAGCAGGUUUCAUGGCUUGGCCAGUUUGGAUGAUAUUACUGCUCUUAUCAGCCCCCCACCUUUAGGAGGAUUCCAGCUUCAGAGAACCCAGACACCCCAGGAGGAGGAAGAGGAUGCCGACGAAGAAGAGACCGAGGAACUGGGACAUGUAGACACAUACGCCGAGUACAGACCUUCCAAAUCCACUAUAGGAAUUUCUCAUCCCGACAUCGUGGUGGAGACCAACACGCUAUCCAGCGUCCCCCCUCCCGACAUCACGUACACGCUGUCCAUCCCUGAGCCGACCAUUAACUGUGGCCUGCUGUCCGCUCUGCAGCUAGAGGCCAUCAUCUACGCCUGCCAGCAACACGAGGUCAUCCUGCAGAACAACCAGAGGGCAGGCUUCCUGAUCGGAGAUGGCGCCGGGGUCGGGAAGGGACGCACGGUGGCAGGAAUCAUCCUGGAGAACUACCUUAAGGGGAGGAAGAAAUCAUUAUGGUUCAGCAUAUCCAAUGACCUGAAAUUUGAUGCAGAGAGGGAUCUCAAAGACAUAGAUGCACCGAAUAUCCCCGUGCAUGCCUUAAACAAGAUUAAGUAUGGAGACACAGCUACCUCAGAAGGAGUUCUGUUUGCAACUUACUCUGCGUUGAUUGGCGAGAGCCAGGCGGGGGGGCAGCACCGGACCCGGAUCAAACAGAUCCUGGACUGGUGCAGGCCGGACUUCGACGGAGUUAUUAUUUUUGACGAAUGCCACAAAGCCAAGAAUGCCACUUCUACCAAGAUGGGCAAGGCGGUGCUUGACCUGCAAAACAAGCUGCCGAGGGCCCGAGUGGUGUACGCCAGUGCCACAGGUGCCUCCGAGCCAAAGAACAUGAUCUACAUGAGCCGCCUGGGAAUCUGGGGCGAGGGCACGCCCUUCAGGGCCUUCGAAGACUUCCUGCACGCCAUUGAGAAGAGGGGCGUCGGUGCCAUGGAGAUUGUUGCCAUGGACAUGAAGGUCAGCGGCAUGUACAUCGCGCGGCAGCUGAGCUUCUCGGGCGUGUCUUUCCGCGUCGAGGAGAUCGGGCUGGACAGCGACUUCAAACUGGUCUACAACAAAGCUGCCAAACUGUGGGCGGAGGCGCUGCAGGUGUUCAUGCGUGCGGCGGAUGAGCUGGGCCUGGUCAGCAGGAAGUCCCUGUGGGGCCAGUUCUGGUCGUCUCACCAGCGCUUCUUCAAAUACCUCUGCAUCGCUGCCAAGGUCCGCUGCCUGGUGGAGCUGGCCAAGAAAGAGUUGCUGGCCGGAAAGUGCAUCGUCAUCGGGCUGCAGUCUACCGGAGAGUCCCGGACCAGAGAAGUCCUCGACGAGAACGACGGCCAUCUCGACAGAUUUGUUUCUGCAGCAGAGGGAGUUUUCCAGUCCCUCGUAACGAAGCAUUUCCCCUCAGAGAAACAGAGGCGAGAGAAAGCCCCGGGAAACAAGAGAAAACGGAAGCCAAGAGGUCGGCAGCCGAAGGUACCGAAGCACACGGUGGACAGCGGCGGCGUGAUCAACAUCAGCGAUGACAGCAGCAGCGACUCGGACGGCGUGGACACCGACUCCAACUCCUCCCCGGACUCUCUGCUGGACAAUGAUGACGUCAUCUUUGUCAACCACACCAGCUGCCAGACAGCCAGGGUCGAGGAGAUGAAGCAGAGCCUCCUCAACAAAAUAGCUGUGCUGGGAAAAGAACUACCUCUCAAUACGUUGGACGAGCUCAUCGAUAAGUUCGGAGGACCGGAUCAAGUCUCAGAGAUGACCGGUCGCAAGGGUCGCGUGGUGCGGCGUCCCGACGGCAGCGUCCGCUACGAGUCCCGGGCCGAGCAGGGCCUCACCAUCGACCACAUCAACAUCAAGGAGAAGGACCGCUUCAUGGGCGCCGAGAAGUUCGUGGCCAUCAUCUCGGAGGCGGCCAGCUCGGGCAUCUCCCUGCAGGCGGACAAGCGAGUGAAGAACCAGCGGCGCAGGGUCCACAUGACCUUGGAGCUGCCUUGGAGCGCAGACAGGGCCAUUCAGCAAUUUGGUCGCACACAUCGGUCCAAUCAGGUGACGGCGCCGGAGUACAUCUUCCUCAUCUCAGAGCUGGCUGGGGAGAGACGCUUCGCCUCCAUCGUGGCUAAAAGACUAGAGAGCCUGGGUGCACUGACCCAUGGAGACAGAAGAGCCACAGAAUCCAGGGACCUCAGCAAGUACAAUUUUGAGAACAAGUACGGUACCAAGGCUCUCGAUAAGAUCACCAAAGCCAUCCUCGGCCACAUAGAAAACAAGGUGCCCCCUCCCAAAGGCUACCCUGCGGGCGAAGCCAUGUUCUUCAGAGACAUGAAGAUCGGAAUGAUGGAUGUGGGCAUCUUUUGUAGGGAGUCGCGCUUUGGGAUCAAUACAGAGAAAGACUGCAGCAUUACAAAGUUCUUAAAUCGCAUCCUGGGCCUGGAGGUGCACAAGCAGAACUUUCUGUUCCAGUACUUCACGGACAACUUUGACUACCUGAUCGAGAAGGACAAGAAGGAGGGCAAAUACGACAUGGGAAUCCUAGAUCUGGCUCCGGGUAACGACGAGAUCUACGAGGAGAAGCAGGAGAUAUUCUUGACGGUUGGAAAUCCUCAAGAUGGACAGGUUGUUCUCUACAAGAUCAGUGUGGACCGAGGCAUGCCCUGGGACGAGGCCUUCAACAGGUCACUAAAGCUCAGCGGUCCCGAUGAGGGAUUCUACCUUUCCCUGAAGCUGCGGGGAAACCACCCGUGCGUGCUGCUGGCGGAGCAAGGACGAGGCAAGAACCUCAUCGUCUACAAGCCCAACAUCGGCAAGCAGACGCACCCCGAGAGCCUGGACAACCUGCAGCUGCGCUACCGCAAGGUGACGCCGGAGGAAGCCAGGGAGAGCUGGGAGAACCAGUUCACCUUCUCCUUCAAGAAGUGCAGCCAUGCCAACUGGAAUGGGAAGUGUAAGAAGAUCGAGGAAGGUCAGGAGUGUCUGCAGGGCAUGCGCCUCCGUCAGUACCACAUGCUGUGCGGCGCCCUGCUGCGGGUGUGGAAGCGUGUAUCCGACGUGGUGUCUGACCUCACCAGCUCCAGCAUCCUGCAGAUCGUCCGCCUUAAAACCAAACACCAUAACAAGCAAGUCGGUAUCAAGAUCCCGGAGAACUGCGUGGCCCGCGUGCGCGAGGAGCUGCUGCAGAUGGACGAGGAGGUGAAGAGGAGACGGAAGGAGCGCGAGCAGCAGGCCGCCGAGCAGCGGCUGGCGGCCGAGCGCGCGCACAAGAUGGAGCAGGACAACAAGCACCUGCUGGCCAACCUGUUCAACCAGAAGCCGAUGCUCAACCAGUCGCUGGCGCAGUCGCUCGCCCACAGCCAGAAGCAGAAACCGAGCCAAAGCGCCCUGCAGAGGGCGCCGCCGGGGAGCGCGUCCCAGCUGCAGCGGCUGCAGUCCCUCCAGCCCAACGUCCCCCUGCUGUCCCUGCAGAGGAACCCCGGCCCGGCGCAGCAGAGGACCCACGGCGGCUGGCUCAACGUCAACGGCGGCAACCCGGGCUCCGCCCCCAGCUCGGCCAGCAUCCGCUCCAAUUUCUCCCAGUUUUACCCACAAUCCUUCCCGGCGCAUUUCCAGCAGAUGAAGAGCCCAUCGCUUCCGCUGCGUCCGGCCGCGCCGUCCCUCGGCAAGAACCCCCUGGACGAGAUCCUGGACCUGACCACGAGCUCGCCGUCCCCCUCGCCGGACAGCACGGAGGUGGCGCUGAGCCUGGACGGCCUGGCGGGACACUCGGCGGCGUACGGCGAGGACUUUAGCCUGGAGUCGCUGAUCGCUCAGGCCGCGCCCAGCGCCCAGCUCGCCGCGCUGACCCAGCAGCCUCUCCUGCUGCAGCAGAACCACAACCUGCUGGCCAGCACCCACCACCAGGACCUAAUAGACUUGUUUGACUUGCCUCUGUCCCCCCAGAUGCCCACGCAGAAAGCCAGCCCCUCGUCCUCCACCUCCUCCUGCUCCUCCUCCGCGUCCUCCACCUCCAACAGCCUGGCGGCGCACGUCCCCGCCGGCCUCCUGGCGGCGUCCGGCCUGGUCCCAACGUCGUCGUCGUCCUCCUCCCUGUUCUCCAGCCCGUCCCCGUCCUCCUCCCUGUUCUCCAGCUCGUCCCCUUGCUUCCCCUCCAACUAUCUCCUCCCCCAGUCGGACUCGCUGCCUUUACCCAACGGCCACCUCGACGUCCGCGAGGCCCUGAACAGCAUCCUGCACGGGCCGGACCGCGGCUCCGUCAUCAAGUACCGGCCGCAGGACUGAGAGCUCGCGCCGGCUUUUAUCCUUUCAUCUUUUUACAAAGUCUCGUUCGCUGCUGUCUUUCGGUCGCAACCUCGGACCUACUCUCCCCGCCUCCCCCCCCCUCAGGGCCUAUAGUCACGUCACUGCCUGUCCUGCGCUCGGCUCCUCCCCCCUCCCCCGCUCCUCAUCCACCCGUAGCGUUCACCUGCUCGGGGCGGUUCCAAGGCGACAGCGGAUUUCUGCACCAAAGUGUGUCCUCCACAGUGAAAGGCAGCUGUAAAACAAACAAACAAACAAAGUAAAAAAAACAACAAACAAAAACGCGUGAUGACGAUAUUGAACAUACGAGCUGUCCGAAACAAAAGCUCACUGACUGAUGUGUGGAAAUCAUUAGCAAACCUCCCGCUGCUGAUUUUACGAGGUAUGAUUGGUGAAGAUGCUGGAAGCUCUAAAUGCCUUUCACCAGUUUAAACAACCCCCCCCCCCUCUCUCUCCCUCCCUCCCCCACACACACAUCUUUUAGAUUUCCCUUUGCUUUUACCUGCGCUUCAUGGCCGUCCGUCUUGACUAAAACGAGGCUGUAUGCAAGGCUCGGGGGGCUUGAGUGACACAGAAGAUGGCGUCGGACUGGAAGAUGAGGAGAGGAAGAGAAAAGGAAAAAAAACCCCAGAUGGAAUCCUUUUAGCUGAUAAGCCAUGAAAUGCCUCAGUUUUCUUCUUCUUCUUCUUCUUCUUCUUUGGUUGUUGUUGUUGUUCAUGCUCCCUCUGGUUUCCCUCCCUGCGCGUAUGAACACUAGUGUGAGGGAAAAGGGAGAUGAAGAGCAGUCUGCUGUUGCAAACAGUGCCUUUUGGAGAAAUCUAUAAAUGCAGUCUUUAAGAAGUCCAUGUAGCCUAAUGUACAGACGUGAACUCGUUGGUUUCCAUUUUAAUUUAAACAUGGUAUAUUUGUAUUUAACGCCCUCCUCCCGUCGUUGUUUGUGUUACACUAUGCUGGUGGAGGUCUUCGGGAAGAAGCCUCCAUCAAGCCCGUAUGUGCUGGUAUGAUUGGUCCUUUUUUUUUAUUUCUGGUUUGAUGCGGCAGUGUGCGACAUGGUCAGUACGGCCAAGGAUUAAACAGAGACGUGUCCAAAAAAUGUUGGCACCCCUUUUGUUUUCUUUUUUUUGUUUUUUCAAAAGCCGACAACAACAUUCAACGAUGUGACUCCUGGAUCACGGUUUUCUCAAGAAAGUCUCCAGUGAUUUGGUUGUUGUUUUGUUUUGUUUUGACAUUUUUGACUACCAAACAUAUGGAAAUUACUUUUAGAAAAAAGAAGGAAAAAAAGCAGAAUUACAAAGAUUUUCAAGGUUUUUAUUGUUUUGAGGGCUGAAAAACAAAAACAGCGUCUGAGACACUUUAAAAAAAAAAGACAUUUCUGGCAUCAAGACUUCAAAAUAUCAUUUGACGCUCACUGUGUAUGAUCGCACACAUUAUAGAAACAUCAACCCGUGAGAUCCGGCCUGAUCUCUCCGUGCGUGUGAAAAGCACACGUAAACAUGCCGGGAUGAAGUUCACGUGAUCAAAAAGCAAUAAAACCAUAUUCCACAUCUGUUGUGAGAUAGAAAUGUUUACGUGGUUCCCUCUGCAUGGUAUGAAUCUCCUUAUUUCUGUUUCUCCUUUUUAGUCCAGCGGAUUGUGAGACCUUUUUGUACAGUACGUUUUCACGGGACUUUUGGUGUUUUAGUCAUCGUUAUUAUAAAAGUUAUUGUUAUUUAUAUUUAAGGGAUAUUUUAGAUUUUAGACAUGUUAUCCUGCUUAUUAGUGUAGUGAACAAAAUGUUUUGGUCAGGGAAGUUUCUAGUUUUCAAGAUUACUAUAAAACAAAUUCUAUUAUAAUCUGCCACCAAAUACAAUUGCACUGUUCUGUACUGCUGUACAGUGUCUGGAUUCUUUCUGCUCAUUUACCUUUUUUUUUUUUUUUUCUUUGCUUUCCUCAAGUGGAAUUGUUUCUCCGGAGCUUUUCUUCGUCCGGCCCUCGGGUUCGCAGAGAGAUACCAAAGUAUUCCACAGAGUUACCGGCAUCCAAGAUAUCCGAGCUUUCGUCAAUCUCAGGAAGAACCCCACAGGAGGUGUAACGGGGAGGGGGGAGGGUGGGGGGUGGGGGGUCCCCUGACGUGGCCGUGGUGAAGCUAAAGCAGCACGUGUGCUCCUCUGUUCUUCACCCUGUGCUGUGACUCUUUUGCUGUAUUUAUGUUCUAGUCUCAAUGUGAUGGGUGACUUGUGUCCGUGGUUUGAACUGUUUAUGCCUUCUUAGGGGCAAAGAUCAACGGCUGUUUCCUUUGUUAAGAAACGUUAUUUAUUUUCUUAGUUGGACAUGUGAGUUGGCGUGCCCCCCCCCCCCCCCCAUCUCAAACUCACAGGAUCAGAUUCCUCCAAACGCUUUCUCUUUCUUUGUUUCCUCUGAUGACGCGCGGUGUUCUCCUGGUACCCUCGUUUUAACGUUGCUUUUGAUAUUCCUCGUCACAUCGGGCACAUUCCGGGACGUCAGUCUGCAAAAGGUUUGCCUUUGAUUUCGUCGUACAGUCACAGAAAUAAAGCUUUAUGCAUUUGAGGGACAUGGACCGCGUUCUUAGGAAGAAAGAGCUUUGUUUUGGUUCCCAGAGGUUGAUUGGGUGUCGAUCGUUUCGUUAUCAUUUUGCACUAAGAAUGGCAUAAUCGAGUUACUGUUCUCUUGUGGGUUAUGAUUGAGCUUGUUGUUUUUUUCUGAUCUUUUGUUGGCUAGCUCCGCGUAAAAUGUAACCAUCUCCCUCGUUUCUUCACCAUAUUACAUUCAUGUUAUCACUCUCAGAAAUAAUUUAUUGCUAACAAAAAAAAUGAAACAAAAAACAUGCUACUGAUUGUAUGUAUUUUUAAACAAAGCCUAUUUUUUCUGUAAAAAAAAGAUUAAAAAAAGAAACUCUGUUCAGCACUUUUAUUCUGGGUUGUGCUUUUGUUUUCUAUAUAUUUAUAAUUUAGAUCCAAAUGUAUAUAUUGUAAAAUUUGUGCCUUUCGACUAAUUCUUUAAAAGGUUUUCUACUCAUUAAAGGAAGGACUAUAUGAAAUUGCGAUCUUAACUUUGUAAACAAAUAAAAACUUGAAGAUUG